Molecule: messenger RNA, 1696 nt
Organism: Cephus cinctus (wheat stem sawfly)
Lineage: Eukaryota; Metazoa; Arthropoda; Insecta; Hymenoptera; Cephidae
Gene: tan
Exons: 8
Coding region: 201-1397 (398 amino acids)
Source: RefSeq, a predicted model, not a curated record
CCUAAUAGAAUUUUUAUAUGACACGCAAGCCUGUAGCUGAGUGAGUCGAUAAAAGGUAGUUUAGUCUUCCACAUAGCCAGGUACUUCGUAGUUCGUUUAGUCGCGCGUUGCUCUUCGCAGUUUAAACGUGAGGAAAGAUCGGUGAAGCUACGUAGCUGCAGUUUCUAUCUGACACAGAACAGGAGCGAAGAUAAAUAAUAAUGGCUAGCAAGGUAGAAGAAGGAAUCGGCAGAAGAAACGCCAUUCCCAUAAUACAUACGAGAGGAACUCAUUAUGAGAUUGGUUUUGAUAUCGGACGCACAUUCUCUGGUCUGAUUCACAAUUAUGUGAAUAUAUAUCGACCGCUUAAUGAAACCAGCUUGCCGCUUUACGAGACUCAGGAGGGUCGAAAUGUCUAUGAGGAGACACUAGCCUGCGUGACCAAACAAUUUCCACAGUACGUCAGAGAAAUCCAGGGAACUGCGGAUGGUGCAAAGAUACCCUUUCAUAAGUUAUUUCUCAUGCAUCUAGAUGACAUAGUGCCUAAUGUGGUUGAAGGAACUCAGGGUAAUCCUCAACCUGUAGGCUGUUCGACUGUGAUUUGUAAUCAGCCUGGCCAGGAGAUUUUGGGACACACGGAGGAUGCCCUAUCAGAGACUCUUAAUCAUUGGUAUCUCGUGAGCGCUCACGUUAUAGAACCUGGUUUGAGAGAAGAAAAAUUCACUUCUUUAAGCUAUGCUGGUUUCUUGCCAGGUUACACAAUGGGCUACAAUCACCAUGGUCUUGUCUACACUGUGAAUACACUAAGUGCCAAUAAAUUACGUUCUGGCAAGACACCCAGGUACUUCUUGGCCAGGUCAUUACUUGGCGUGGAAAAUUUUGUCCAGGCUCAACAAGCCCUGAGGAAUGAAGGGUAUGGUGCUGCUGAAGGAUUUUCUGUGAAUAUGACUUUUUUGACACAAGAAGGUGACCGCAUGUUUCAUAACGCUGAAGUGGGACCAGUAAAGCCUGACGCUACCCAAUCGCAACUGAGUAUCCUGACAGCAAGUCCUGGAGAGAAUAUAUUCCAUUGUAACAAAUACUUGCGAUUAAAGGUACCGGAAGUGGAUGGUUUGAUAAUACCCAGUAGCGAGCAUAGAAUGGAAGCGAUAUGUCGACACGCAUCGCCAAAAACACGUGAAGAUGUCAUUGACAUUUUAAGUGAUCAAACUGAUAAUGAAUAUAGAGUAUUUCAAGAGAUUGGACCAGACGACUAUGUCAAAACAAUUGCAGUUGGAAUUUUUGACUGUAUUGAAAAAAAUUGGUCUCUGUAUACGGAUAUUCCCAAAUAUAAUGAUCCGAUAUUGGUGAUACCUUUACAACUGAAUAACAAUACACUGUGCCAUUUGAAAAAUGGUAAUGGAGUUGUUGACCAAUAAUGGGCAAAAUCGCGAAUGCGUGUUUGUAAAAUAUCAUGAAAUUCUAUUAAAUGUUACUUAUAUGAUUCUUGUCCUGGGUAUGAAGAUUUCAUAUACCAAGAGGAUACUAAUACUAUAACAAAUGUCGUUCAUUUUUGAUGUUGUUAUUUAUGUGUCUCAUGGAUACUAAGUAGUAUAAAUAACAUAAUAUAAUAUAUAUGUACAGAGCUAAAAAGUAAUUAUAACAGCACUCUAUGCUAUAAGAGAUUAUAGUGGAUCGAUUCUUCCAACUGUAAUAAAUAGAUCACGCAUAAUACAAA